CGUUAACGAAAUCCCUUCAGUAAGCAGCUCCCGAAACGGAGAGAACAUUUCACACUUUGAGAUACAGCUGGAAGAAACCGGAAAGCAGGCCCCGAAAGCAGCAUGGCCAAGCAGGAGGAGCCCAUCAUGGAUGGGCCCAAGCGGAUGCAGAAGGAGCUUAAGCUCAUGAUAGAGGAUACGAAGCUGCCGCAGCUCCGCUGCCUGGAGGUGGAGCCCAAUAACAUAUUCAAGUGGUACGGCCUGCUGAUGCCCGUCAGUCCGCCGUACGACAAGGGGGCCUACAAGCUGGAGAUCGACUUCCCGCAGCAGUAUCCGUUCAAGCCGCCGCGGCUCCACAUCAACACCAAGAUCUACCAUCCGAAUGUGAACGAGCGCGGACAGGUGUGCCUGCCGAUACUCGAGACCGAGCACUGGCUGCCCACCUCCCGCAUCGAGUCGGUGCUCAACUGCCUGCUGGCCACCAUCAACGACCCGCAGCCGGACAAUGCCUGGAGCAUGGACAUGGCCAACGAGUAUCGGAACGAUCACAAGAAGUUCUUCAAGAUAGCCGACGCCUGGGUGGACCGCUACAGCGAGCAUCGGCCCACCGAUGCCGAGCUGAAGGCGUUCGAUCGCAAACGGAAGAAGGCAAUGCAGAAAAAUUAGUUGGCAGGGAACCCGGGGGAGGGGGGCCUAAAAUCUGGACUUUUUUGCCAUCGAUAGUUAUCGAAAAAUAUACCAAAUUAUCUAAAUUAUCGAAAA
Molecule: messenger RNA, 741 nt
Organism: Drosophila persimilis
Lineage: Eukaryota; Metazoa; Arthropoda; Insecta; Diptera; Drosophilidae
Product: ubiquitin-conjugating enzyme E2 L5
Exons: 1
Coding region: 103-645 (180 amino acids)
Source: RefSeq, a predicted model, not a curated record